AUGGUCGGCUCUUGGAAUAAAAUGUCUGGUGCCUCAUCGCUUUGGUUGAUUUUAAUCGUGUUGGUCGGCACCAAAGUUGCUUUUGUUCGUAAUGAUGAGGUUGACUACAGCACGGAUCACCUCAAGGACAAGACUUGCGAAGAGAACAAUCCAGGUAAGACCUGUGUGGAAUUGGAACAGGACGACUUCGGAACGUACUUUGUCAGCAUGUUCCUCUUGGAUGAGAAUAAUCUGUGGACUGUGGCCUCAACGUUCAGUAAGCGAAAGUUUAGCCUUUGCUUGCCAUUUUUGUGCCGUUUUCUAAUGGAUUUGGUUUCAGGUGUCAACGGCAGUGCCUUCGAGUUGUUCGCGGAAGAUAAUGACUUCAACAGUAGGUUUACUGGUUGCUUUUCGUUUUCAGAGAGUAAGAUUAUUAUUAGCAGUAGCCAUGGCAAAUAUGCUGUAACAUGGCUAUAAGAAAACAUUUUAAUUUUUUAACUGUACCGUUUAUCAGGCCUAGAUAUGGUAUAUUAUUAUGGAUUUUACAUACCGCCCCAUGAAAACGAACCCUGGUUUUAUCAUGUUGAAAAGGUAGAAGGAAGAAAGCAUUAUCGAAUGUAUCAGGCGGACGGUGCAGUCACGUGGAGAUACGAAGUAUAUGAGGUAAGUAUUGCGCCAUUGUGCAUAUUUAUGAAUAUUGUGCAUACAGUCGUUGUCAAAAAACAGGCAACGUAUUUGUUUCAAACAUAAUUUUUUUAAAAAGAUGUUAGAAACGAAAAAAUUUUUGUGAUUUUAGAUUUUUCUUUCAUACAUCGAACGCACACACACUUUUAAAUUUGUUAAUAACGUUACAGUAAUCCUACCGUACCCCUAUUUUUUAUAAUAACUAUGUGCAUAAUUUUUUUUUCAUAGGUGGAUAAUAUACGUUUUGUAGAGCAUAAAAGGUUGUACAUAUUCUGUAAGUUUCAUUACUUAACCUCUUUUACUAAACGAGUAAUGAUUUUUUAAAAUUCUAAAAAACGGCCAUUUUUCAAGCGGAAUCGAACUUUUCUUGUUUUUCGAUCCUUUUUUCAAAUUUAAAAAAAUCGUAAUUCGUUAACUAAAUGAGAUGAAGUAAUCAAACUUACAGAAUAUGUACAACUUUUUAUGCUCUACAAAACGUAUUCCUUCAAUUUUCGAAAAAAAAUUUAGACGCAUAGUUGAAGAAUAGGGGUACGGUAGAAUUACUGUAACUUUUCAAAAUUAACAAAUUUAAAAAUGAUUCUUUGUGUGUUUGAUGCAUGAAAGAAAUCUAAAAUCACAAAAAAUGUCUUGCUUCUAACAUCAUUUUAAAAAAAGUUAAGCUUGAAACUAAUAAGUUGCCUAUUUUUUGACAAUGGCUGUAUCCUCUAUAACAAACUACUUUUUAACAAACUUUUCUAUAAUGGAUUUCUAUAUAACGUAUGUUUAUAUAACGAACAAAUAAAAGCACUGAGCAAUUUGUUAUAUAAGAGUUGUAUUGUAUUUUUUUUGAAACAGAUUACGGUCAAAAAAGACUUGGGUUUACAAGCGGAUUUUCUCAAUGUUUCUUUGCUAAUCAAAUGUUUCAAAAAUUGUUGUUUUUAAAUUUUAAAAAAUUAAUUGUUUGAGUAUGUUUAAGACGGGUACUGGCCCUACGGCCGGACAUUACCUAGGCGGUGCGUUGACCUACAAAGGCUACAUAAUUAUGACUCUGAGUUUUCGGAUAAAGGAAAUCGAAGAUUUCUACAAACCAGAUAAGGACGGUCGUAUUCCAAUGUAUGUUUAUAAAAUUAAUUUGUUUUUUUUCCCUUUUAGUUCUUACGAAUAAAAUAAAUGCAUUAAUCUCUUUUUACAGAAGAGAAUAUGUUGACGAAUUUAAACGUCAGGAGGAAGAAGAGUGGGCCGUGCUAGAGAAGUGUCGUCAAGUAAGAUUUUAACCAUGUGAUAAUUACAACGGUAGCGAUAAGAUUACAGUAGGGUUAUUUUUUGUGUUAUAUUAUGAUUACGAAGUGUUGGAUUGGUUACUUUUUUUGCUUUAGGAGCUGCAUUGGCAAUGUACGAUUGAUCCGGAUACUGGUGAAAUAACCCCAAUUGACUAUCUUCAAGCUGCUCAGUUUGGUAAUCUGACCAUCGAAGUUAGAGGUAUGAUUGCAAAAGGAGAUUAUCUUGGUGAACGAUACCGCAUACAUCAUGUGGACUAAGUAAGUUUUAAGAUGGAAACUAGAAUCGGCACAAAAUGUUGAGGGUAGGGUAUUGUAGGGUAGAGGGUACCUAGUAACCUUCAUAUUUUUCAUAACAUUUUUGUUUCAGCCAUGUGUUCUACUUUAAGAACGUUGAAGGUUGGAACUUCUUCAAAAAUCACAAGCCAACAUGGAAGAGAAUGUCGUACGGUGCGUACGCUAAAGAAAGGUGAAUUUUAAAUUUUUAAAUUUGUGUAAUUUCGGGUUUUAAAAUCUUUUGUGGCUCAACAUUUUGCUUAUGACUUGUUGUUUCUAGGCACUUGACUACGGCCAGUUUUGCACCAUACCCACGAGAAGGGGACAAAAUCUGGAAAAAGUUUGAGUAGUACCUGCCCACUACAACAACGACUACCACAACAACUACCACUACUACGUCAACGACUACUACGACCACCACCACUACCUCAACUACCACAACUACUACCACCACCAGUACCACGACCUCAACCACUACUACCUCAACCACCACCACCACCUCAACCAUCACCACCACCUCGCCAACAACCACCACCGAGGAAGAGGAAGUUACGGAACAAGUUGAGGAAGCCGAACAGGAAGAGGAGGAUGAACAACAACCAGAUGAUCCUACUGAAACUGUGGCUGAAAGUAGCACUACCGAGGCUGAAGAGAACGCUGGAAGUGGCAAAAGUGUAUGGAUCGUCUGGAUCAGUGGUUGGACUGGCUUUUGGCUGGUGA
Molecule: messenger RNA, 2915 nt
Organism: Bursaphelenchus okinawaensis
Lineage: Eukaryota; Metazoa; Nematoda; Chromadorea; Rhabditida; Aphelenchoididae
Source: the annotation of a GenBank genome assembly